UUGUCGUCACGGCUGUUGCAAGUGUUUUACGUGUUUUACUACUAUUUUACCUACUUGCUGCGUUCUAUUUAAGAAUAUGUUGAUUUCAAUUAUAACAUCGGAAGCCGAGCUUGAAAAUGUCUUAGGAACUGCUGGUAAUACGUUGGUCAUCUUGGACUUUUAUACCACUUGGUGCGGUCCCUGUAAAACUAUGGAUAAAUAUUUGAAGGUGAUUUCGCACUAUUAUAGAGCGACUGUUCUUAAAAUCGAUGUGGAUCAAUUUCAAGCACUUGCCGAUAGAUAUCGGGUAACAAGUAUCCCAACGUUUAUCUUUAUUAAAAAUGGCAAAAAGUUAUGUAGUUUUUCGGGAGCCAAUACCAAACUAUUUUCACAGAAAAUUGCAAAGUACUGUUAAUACUAAGCUUAAAAAGAAAAAAAAAAUUGAGAACACUUUUAAUAUUAACAGAUCCAAAGUGAUUUUGUUGUUCAAAUUUUGAUGUUAGUUGAGAAAAGUUAUCUAUUUGAAUUGUUAAUAAUAUGUGAUGUUUGUUAAAUAGUUUUGUUUUAUAAAUGUUUUAAAAUGUUGAAAAAGAAUUUUUGUAUAUGUAGUUUCUAGAAAUACACAAUGUGAUAAAGAAGAAAUGCAGAGAAAAAUUCCAUUCCAUUAAAAUUUCAACUAGAUUAAUAUAAGUUACAAUAUGAAGAAAAGCAAUAAAUUGUCAAAGUUGCUAAAAUUUC
Messenger RNA from Glossina fuscipes, 717 nucleotides. RefSeq names its product thioredoxin-1-like. The coding region runs from base 77 to 394 and encodes 105 amino acids. The record is from RefSeq and is a predicted model, not a curated record. The transcript has a single exon. NCBI's taxonomy places the organism in Eukaryota, Metazoa, Arthropoda, Insecta, Diptera, Glossinidae.